This is a messenger RNA of Leishmania mexicana MHOM/GT/2001/U1103, 1644 nucleotides long. RefSeq lists its product as hypothetical. The record is from RefSeq and is a predicted model, not a curated record. Lineage: Eukaryota; Euglenozoa; Kinetoplastea; Trypanosomatida; Trypanosomatidae. The coding region runs from base 1 to 1644 and encodes 547 amino acids. Gene Ontology annotation, molecular function: phosphoprotein phosphatase activity. The transcript has a single exon.
AUGCCCACAUGCACGUCCAUCGCCGUCACCGGCCAGCGCCAGUCGUGCACCAGCGCUGCCGUCUACACGGUGCCAGUGCGGCCACAGUUUACAAGGUCUAAGAUGCUGGGAAUCACUGUGAACGCAUACACCUCGGCACACCUGCGUCCGCUGCACGAGGCCUCCACGCCCCUGCUGGAUGACGCGCGCGCUACUGCGCGUCAUCGCCGCUGCUCAAAGCAUGAUGCCACCCUAUUGCAUCACCGCGAGGAGGCUCUCAGCACCAAAGCCAUUAGCAACAUCAACCACUCGUCGCUGAAUAGCACUGCCUACGAGGCGCUCUCUGGCAAGCGCGGCUGCAGGCCGCGGUGCUCCUCCUUGGGGGCCCGCCGCAGUUCUUCGCUGGCGCUGCUGGGCACAGCUGAGGCCGUCUUGGCCAGACCUGGCCGCUUCGGCCGCGCACCAGCGAAGGAGGCGGUCGCUGCGGCCAUGGCGACGCUGCCGUCGUCGUCACCGAUGAAGGUCGAAGGGGUCGCAGACAGUGUGAGCGUCUCCCCAGGUGUGAAGCCUACGAACACCCCACGCGGUCUCUCGGAUGCGCUGCCGUGCGAUCUCGGGCAGAGCAGCGACAGCAACUUCCCCACUGUCCCAUCGCCGAGGGCCCUCUCUCUCUACGCGACAGAGGAAGAGCUUCCCGUCUGCAUCGACCCGGAAGGUGUGCAGUGCUGCCCGUUGCUUGAUUCUCGAUCCGAGAAAGGCGUCGUGAGGGAUGCACAGAUCAACUUGUCACCGUUCCUCAACUGGAGGUUUGUACCCUACCUCUCCCCGCAGGCAAAGGACCAGGUCAGGUCGACGGUGGUACUCGACAUGGAUGAGACGCUGCUGCACACGUCGGUGGUGCCGAUGCCAGAUGCAGACGCUGAGAUUGACGCGUUGUGCCUGUCCGACGACGCGCAAGGCACAGGAAAGUCAGUGACCUCGGCACGCUACAAGCUUUUCGUGAAAUACCGCCCGCACCUGGAAUACUUUCUGCGGUUCUGUCUGCACCACUUUGAGGUUGUCAUCUUCACCGCCAGCAAGGCCCUCUACGCCCAGGCGGUGCUAAGGCAGCUGCAGAAAGACUUCCCUGGCAUCAACAUUCGCCUCGAUGGCAGCAGUGUCAGCGGCAGCGCUCCAGCGUCGCAGGGUGUUGGCGACGAGGCGCGCGUCAUUGAGCUGCUGCACCGCGACCACUGUACACCAACAAACGUCGGGUACGCGAAGGACCUGCACCUCCUCGGUCGCGACCUGCGCCGCACCAUCCUCGUGGACAACAACAGUAUCUGUGGCGUUUUUCAGCCGUACAACUCUGUUCACGUAAAGGACUUUGCGCGCCGGUGCUGCGCUGAGCGGGUGCCAGAGCAGCAGCGGAUGAAGGCGAUGCAGCUGGGUCAGCGAAAAGGGACGACUCCUGCGUCGGCGAUGACAGCCGCGGAGGAUGCAGACACUUCCCAUCUGCUCGGCAAUUUGGAGUGCGCCACUUACACAUACGACUGGGUGGAUCGAGAGGAUACCGUGCUCCUCCGCCUAUGCUCUGGUGGCGGCCUUCUGCAUCGCUUGUCGCAGUGCGAGAACGUGCCGUCUUUUAUGCAGCGCACUGUGCGCUUCAACCGUGCAGCACACUGA